UUAUACAGAUAUUGUACAUAUUGAAUAGAGUGUGUAAAUAAGAGUGUAUGAACAAUGUUCAUAAAUACUUGUUAUUAUGUAAGAUGCACGUUACCAUGACGAUAAAAACCCUUCGAUUUGAUUUGAUGAGAGAGAGAGACAUGUGACGUGACACGUGACCAAGUUAGUAGCAUGUAGCAGCAGCUAACCUUGUGAAGCUCAGGUUAGCUGGUGUCUCUGACCUGCUCCUCUCUGUCUUCGUCCUCCGCCUCACUGUUCGUCUCCUCCGCCGUUAGCCGCCGUUAGCCACCGUUAGCCGCUCGGUGAGCAGCUCUCAGCGCAGGGACACGGGGACAGGAUCAGUGUCUUGUUGUUGUUUGUCCUCCUGCAGCAGAAAGUCUUCACAUGUGUCCUCUGAUCCGCUCAUGUCGCGACAGUCGCGGCUGAUAGACUGCGGACAUUUCACUGCUUUUCUGCGCGGUUUGUCUCUCACUGCUCACACACAGACGAGACACGGCCGCGCAUGCGUGAGUCGCUCCGCCAUCUUGUUUGCGUGUGUUUAUAAUAACAAAAAAAAUAUUUUUUUGUGAUGGAAACACAGACCUUGUUCAGGUCCAGUUUUGUCCUCAUGGAGACCAAAGCCUGGUUCUGAUGAAUCUGUGAUUAAAUUUAAGGUCAGACCUGAACUUUAUCUCUACUGUGAAACUAACUUUGUUGUCACAAGUUUAAAGUGAUUGUUGUCUCUCUCUGUCUCUCACUGUGUCUCUGUGACUCUCUGUCUCUGUCUCUCUGUGUCUCCAGAAGUUUAAGACGAGGUUGUCAGUGAGUGGCAGCUCUAGAACCAGGAGAAGAAGUCCAGUCCGGACCAAGAGGAACCAGAGUGAGUGGAGAUGAAAGAGGAAGAGGAGGAAAUGUGCAGCAGUCAGGAGGAAGAGCAGCUUGUACUGAAGCAGGAGGCGGAGACUCGUGAUCAUGAGGAAAGUCAUCACAUGGAAGCAGAAGCAGACAGUGAGCAGCAGCUCCUCCCUCACAGCUCUCCUGUCGCUGAGAGCCAAGAUCAGACAAGAAGCAUCGUCCAGUACGAGGAAGAGGUGAACCAUCAGCCCACACUUUGUCAACCUGAAGUCAAGUUACAGCACAAAGACGUCCAGCAGCUGCUGCUGAUGAAAGAAGUUCCCUCUGAGCAGCAGCUGUGCAGCUCCAGUGUGGACCAGGAGGAGGCGCCAGAGCACCCCCACAUUAAAGAGGAAGAGGAGGAAGUGAGCAUCAAACAGGAGGGGGAGGGGGAGGCUGAGAUCAUUGCUGUGACUGUGAAGAGUGAAGAAGAUGAAGAGAAACCUGAGUCCUCACAGCUUCAUCAUCACAGUCUCACUGAGGACAACAGAGACCACUGUGGACCACCAGAACCAGAACCAGAACCAGCCAGCAGCUCAGGUCCACGGGGUCCUGAGGACCAGGCUGAAGACUCUUCUGAGACUGAAGACAGUGACGAUGAGGGGAAGGAGACGAGUGAAGCAGCCUCUGUAAGUGAAGACAGUGAGGACGAUUGGACGGAGGCGAGUGAAGCACCGAGUUUAAAAACAGUUUCCAGUGAAGUGAGAGGAGACGCUGGUGAGAAACUCAGCUGUUCUCAAUGUGCUGAAGGAUUUGAACAUGAGUCGCCUCUGAAGACACACGAGGACUCUCAUUUUAAAGAGAAACCAUUUAGUUGCUCCAUUUGUGGGAAAAGAUUUGGUCAAAAGGGUUAUUUGAGGAAACAUGAGAAAAUUCACACGGGAGAGAAACCGUUUCAUUGCUCGGCUUGUGGUAAAGGCUUCACUGCAAAGAGCAGUUUACAGUUACAUGAGAAAAUUCACACGGGAGAGAAACCGUUUAGCUGCUCCGAGUGUAGUAAAAAAUUUAGAAAAAAGAGCCACCUGAAGACGCAUCAAAAAAUUCACACAGGAGAGAAACCGUUCAGUUGUUCUGACUGUGGGAAGAGAUUUAAUCAAAAAAGCAAUCUGAAGUUACACGAGAAGAAUCACGCAGGAGAGAAACCGUUCACCUGCUCUGAGUGCGGGAAAAGAUUUAGCCAAAAGGGUAAUUUGAGGGAACAUGAGAAAAUCCACACGGGAGAGAAACCGUUUCAUUGUUGUGAGUGUGGGAAGAGAUGCAGACUAAAGAGUGAUUUAAAGAAACAUGAGAAAAUCCACACAGGAGAGAAACCGUUCAUUUGCUUUGAGUGUGGGAAACGUUUCAGACUCACAUGUGAUCUGAGGAAACAUGAGAAAAGUCACACAGGAGAGAAACCGUAUGGUUGCUCUGAGUGCGGCAAAACAUUUAGUCAAAAGAACAAUUUGAAGAAGCAUGAAAAAAGUCACACGGGAGAGAAACCAUACACAUGCUCUGAGUGCGGGAACAGAUUCAGUCGAAAGAACAAUCUGAGGGAGCAUGAGAAGAUCCACACGGGAGAGAAACCGUUUCAUUGCUUCGAGUGUGGGAAACGAUUUAGAAUCAAAAGCGAUUUGAGGAAACAUGAAAAAAUUCACACGGGAGAGAAACCGUUUGUUUGCUCUGAGUGCGGGAAAAGAUUUAUAAAGAAGAGCAAUCUGAAAACACAUCAACAAAUCCACACAGGAGAGAAACUGUUUGUUUGCUCCGACUGUGGACAAAGAUUUAGACAAAAGAGUCACCUGAAGACACACGAGAAAAUCCACACCGGAGACAAAUCACUGUGGCUGCUCUGAGCGGGGGACACGGUUCUGUCCAAACAUUCUUAAUGUUAAUAACAGGAGAACUUUAUACAGGAUCUGACAGAGGACAGUUCAGGACCAGAACCUGGGAUCUCGGACUGUGAUUUUCAUAGAAUGAAAGUGUUUGUUGUUUUAAUGACGUGGAAUAAAGUUUUUCUUCAUUUG
Solea senegalensis (Senegalese sole) is the source of this 2876-nucleotide messenger RNA. Its product is annotated as gastrula zinc finger protein XlCGF57.1-like. Bases 870 to 2705 code for a protein of 611 amino acids. The record is from RefSeq and is a predicted model, not a curated record. The transcript is spliced from 2 exons. NCBI's taxonomy places the organism in Eukaryota, Metazoa, Chordata, Actinopteri, Pleuronectiformes, Soleidae.